Molecule: messenger RNA, 2745 nt
Organism: Formica exsecta
Lineage: Eukaryota; Metazoa; Arthropoda; Insecta; Hymenoptera; Formicidae
Product: cytochrome P450 6k1-like
Exons: 6
Coding region: 110-1615 (501 amino acids)
Molecular function (GO): iron ion binding; heme binding; oxidoreductase activity, acting on paired donors, with incorporation or reduction of molecular oxygen
Source: RefSeq, a predicted model, not a curated record
GCAUAAAGUAGAAAAUAAAUCAUUCUUUCUCAAUAGAUGAAAUUCUGAAUUGUGCAAAAAAAGUCAUAAAUCAACAGAUCAACGAAUACCGUGACGUGAUUCGAUCAAUAUGAGUUACUUGAUCUACUGCACAUCGGCGCUAAUAAUAUCCCUCAGUCUCUUCUAUGUAUAUGCCAAAUACAAGCUAUCUUACUGGAGCAGACGUGGUGUUAAAACUCCUCCGACACAUCUGCUCUUUGGCAAUUUCAAGGAGUGCCUCAUCUUGAAAAAACCGCCAGGUGAAGUAAUACGCGAAAUCUAUAACAGUGCUGAUCCGGACGAUCCUUACAUCGGUUUUUACAUCUUUCACAAGCCUAUGCUGCUCUUGCGAGAUCACGACCUAAUCAAACAGGUGAUGAUUACUGAUUUUGAAAUCUUUCCAAAUCGACGCUUUGGUUCAAGAAACCAGAGGGAUUUGAUUGGCCUCGACAGUAUUCUGUCUAUCAAGCAGCCUAGAUGGAGAUAUCUAAGAAGCAAAUUGACCCCUUUUUUGACCGGGCAAAAGCUGAAAAAUAUGUUACCACUGAUAGAGGAAUGUGGAGAACCUAUGUUGAGAUUCAUCGAGAACUUAUCGACAAACAAGUCUAGCCAGAAUAAUUGCGAGAUGAAGGAUUUCAGUAGUCGUUACGUGAGCGAUGUUAUUGCCUCUAUAGCAUUUGGUAUCAGGACGAAUUCAUUUGACGAAAAGAUGAACGCUUUCUGGAAAAAUGGUAUAAAAAUCUUCCAAGGCAUUAAGCGUGCCAUAACAUUUAUUAUCAUCUUCUUCAUUCCCAAAUGGUGUCCUCUAACUGAACCAUUUAUUAAGGAACCCGCGAAAUAUUUUCGCGAUAUUUUCUGGGAUUCUAUCAAUACCAGAGAAAAAAUGGGAUAUAAGAGAGGAGAUUUGAUAGAUUCUAUGUUGACGCUCAAGAAUGGAAAACAGAAUCCCAUUUACAAGUUUGAAGGCGACAAUUUAGUGGCGCAGCUGUCCAGUUUUUACAUUGCUGGAUUCGAAGCACUUUCAAAUGUAACCGCAUUCGCUCUGUAUCAUUUAGCGUGUCAUCCAGAACAUCAAGCCACUUUAUAUAACGAGAUACAAAUACAUGUGUCAGAAAAAAAAUUGAGUGUGGAUUUAAUUAAUGAAAUAUCUUUUUUGGAUUCCGUCAUAAAUGAAUCGCUGAGAUUGCAUCCUCCUCUACCCGUGGUUGAUAGAAUAGCUAUAAGAGAUUACAAGCUUCCAGGCACUGAGUUAACAAUCGAGAAGGGUGUUUCGGUAUAUGUCUCUAUAAAUGCAACGUGUCAAGAUCCUAAGUACUUUCUUAAUCCGCACGAUUUCAUUCCAUCGAGAACAGAGAUAGAGGACAAAAAGUUUUAUGAAUCUUUGGUAUUCGGCAUCGGACCCCGAUCGUGUAUAGGACAGAGAUUGGCUCUGUUAAUUAUAAAAGUGGCGUUAAUCACAAUUCUUUCGAAUUACACUCUCCACUAUGAAACGGAUAAAAAAAUUAACUUACAUGGUAAUGAUGCCAUUCACGUAUUCACGUAUGCAGCUGACGGUCUCUAUGUACAAUUUAAAAAACGUUACAAUGCGCGUGAAUAGACGGCGCGUCCGAAUGCGCUUUUAAUCAAACAUUUUACUAUUAUUUGACAUGAUAAAUUGAAAUACCAUUAAAUAUAUAAUUUUUGUAAUAUUCAUAGUUAAGUUAAAAACGUUUUAAAAGGCUAUAAAAUAUUGACUGCAAAAAAUUAAUUAAACAAUAAUAAAACUAUAAAAUUUAUUGCGCGUUAAAUAAAAUUAACUUUCACAUAACUUGUAUAACACAUAUAUUCAUCACUGAACUGAAUGAUUAUUUUCUCAAAUACUACGGCGUAUGAAUCUCCAUUGCAAAUUAUGAUCAGCAUAGUUUGUAUCGUAAUUGAACAACAUUAUAUGUACAAUCAAACAUUGUAUAAAAUAACAAAAGUGUUUCGGCAGCAGCCGCGCUUGACAUGUUUGCUUUCUCUCUUUCUCUUUCUUAUAUAUGUAUAUAUAUAUAUAUAUAUAUUCACACUACUAAAAUAUAUAUGUAUAUUACCCGCAGGAAUAACAAUUUUUUCAGAUUUAUUACUCAAUUUAAAAGAGAUAACAUUUUUUUCAAUAAUUUUUUUUAAAUAUUUUGAAAGGGCUAUCUCUGAAUCUCGGAAAUAUCUGGAAAGGACUAUUUUACUUCUCGAUUAUGAAAUAUAUAAGUCGCGGUUGGGCCAUCCUCUUUUUAUAUUUGCGAAGAAUAUUACCCCCCUCCCCCGCUGAAUAAUAUUUAUCGAAAUAAUGUUAAUUUAUUCCGUUUUUUUAAAUCAUAGUUUUGCUUAUAAUGUAGAAGAAAGAAAAAUAGAUAUAAUAGAUAGGUAUGAAUAUGCUUAUUCACACAAGUGCCUCAUAUCAUUAUACUUUAUUUGACUCUUAUUAUACAAAAUAUUACAUAUAUUACAGAGAAUUAUAUUGCAGAGAAGAUACAGAAAAUAAUAUAAAAAAUUACUAUAGAGAAGAUUGUAUUUAUAAAUGUAAAUAUACAAAAUAUGAAUAUAUCUCUUUAAAUAGCAUAACAUCUUAAAUUUGAUAUUACUAAUUUAUUGUCUUUUUGUAUGUAUGAAUAAAGAGAGUAUGAUUUCUAGUAUAUUCAGGUAACUUUAUACUUUAUAUAAAAAAUCCGUCGUAUAUAUGAUAAUUUUAAUAAUAAAGCACUUAUUAUU